Molecule: messenger RNA, 159 nt
Organism: Eimeria tenella
Lineage: Eukaryota; Apicomplexa; Conoidasida; Eucoccidiorida; Eimeriidae
Exons: 2
Source: RefSeq, a predicted model, not a curated record
AUGGAUCUAUCAGGACUGGGCGUGUCCGCUGCCUACGACAAGAAGAGAGAUCUGGGCUGGCGGUCGCUGGGCUAUAAACCCCAAACCCUAAAAGAGAUGAUAAUGGAAAUGAAAAGAAACAACAAGGAUAAAACGGAGCUGGAGGCCCUCAUAAACGCU